Anguilla anguilla (European eel) is the source of this 1719-nucleotide messenger RNA. Its product is annotated as C-type mannose receptor 2-like. NCBI's taxonomy places the organism in Eukaryota, Metazoa, Chordata, Actinopteri, Anguilliformes, Anguillidae. The transcript is spliced from 8 exons. The coding region runs from base 107 to 1594 and encodes 495 amino acids. The record is from RefSeq and is a predicted model, not a curated record.
UUUAGAGAUACUUUCAAGACAACAGCAGUUAAGACAGAAUGAAGUGUGUCUUUGUGUGUUAUGCUUAAAGCGGUAUAGAGUGAGUGUCCGUUGAAAAUACACGGUUAUGAAAAACAGAGCCAGUGUGUUUCCUUACCUGAGUGUUCUAGCCAUGAAAAACAGAGCCAGUGUGUUUCCUAUCCUGAUUAUCGUAGUUAUGAAAAACACAGCCAGUAUGUUUCCUGUCCUGAUUAUCAUAGGACUUUGCUCCCUGAUAUCAGGGCUCUCACCUCAGUAUCACUUUGUGAUUGACCAGAAGAACUGGACAGAAGCUCAGAAAUACUGCAGGGAAAAGUACUCAGACCUGGUGACAAUCUACGACAGAGAUGACAUUGGGAGCAUAACAGAGGCUGUGCGCAGUGGUUUUACAGGCAGGGCAUGGAUAGGACUAGAAAGGGGAGACUUGUUCAAGUGGCACUGGUCCUUGGCAGACAGAGAAUUUUACAGUGACAGGGAGUUUGACUUUCGAAACUGGAAGCAGGGAGAACCGAAUAUUGAUCGCAACGAGAGUGAGUGUGCAGCAAUGUACCACACUGGUGAAUGGUUUGAUGAUGACUGCAACAAUAAAAAACACUUUAUAUGCAUUAAAGGAAGAAGAAAUGACAACAAGGGCUUCAUCUUGCUUCGGCAAAGAAAGACAUGGAGAGAAGCUCAGACCUUCUGUAGGCAGAAUCAUGAAGAUCUGGUCAGUGUGCGGAACCAGUCAGAGAACCAGGAAAUACUGAAUGUGUUACAGUCAGAGAGUGCAUGGAUUGGGCUGUUCAGUGAUCCCUGGAAGUGGUCUGACCACAGUAACUCCUCAUUCCGAUUUUGGAGGUCAAAACAACCAAACAAUUUUGGAGGAAAUCAGAAUUGUGUGGCAGCUGUGCUGGACAACUCUGGGGAAUGGAACGACUUUCAGUGCAAGAGGAGUCGGCCUUUCUUCUGUCAAGGCAGAAUGAAGUCCAAAACCCCUCUGCCCACCAUUGAGAGUGCAACGCACAGCGAUAAAACUACAAAUCAAGCAUCUAAACACACUCCUCAGAAAAGCACUACUGAGCCACGAACCACUGAACGUGAAACUACUCAAUUUGAAAAAUACAUCACCACUACAGGCCCCAUUGAUAAACAGACGUCAGUCACCACGUACAAAUAUACAGAACGUUCAACAACUGAAGAGUCAAUAAUAGAACGCUCAGCUGGAGAUUAUCUGAUUCUGCUUCAGGAGAAUAAGACCUGGAGUGAAGCCCUGCACUAUUGCAGAGAGCACCAUGUCAACCUGGUGUCUGUGACCACUGCAGCCACUCAGAACUGGGUGGCAAGAAAGGCUGAGAAUGCUUCCACUGCCCAUGUUUGGCUGGGCCUGCGCUUCACCUGUGCCUUCAAAUUCUGGUUCUGGGUAAGAUCUGAGCCUGGCUGUUACCAGAACUGGGCUCAUGGACAUGAGCCAGCUGGGAUGGAAGUGUGUGGUCAUGCAGGAGCUGUUGAAUCUGGAGGGGAGCAUCAUUGGGUCAGCUUGCCAGAAACAGAGAGGCUCAAUUUCAUCUGCUAUACCUGUGAUCGUCAGGGACACUAAUUUGGAGCACCCUCCUGGUAUUAUAAAACUGAGCUUCUGGAUCCGGAAAAAGACCCUUGGAUAAUAUACUUUGAGAAAACAACUGUUUCUUUUGGGAAUAAAAAACUAUUUCUUGAUACUUCGAU